ACGUAUAGUGGUGUGCGUAGUAAUGGUGCGGUUUCAUUAACGGAGCGGGAGCGUUUUGUGCAAAGCUGGGUACGCAACGCCACGGCGUCUUCGGUGGAGGGACGCGGGGGUGCGGGCGGGACGGCCGAGCCCGCGCCCUCACCCGUACCCGACGCGGAGGCGCCCGCACGCCGUCGUCGCCAUCGCCCGCUCUACCGCCGCCUCUUUCACUAUGUCCGUACCGCUUGGACCGGCGUCAAGUUUGCACUAGGUCUCACUGCGCAGUCAGAAAAUUCGGAAUUCGAGGAGUUGGGUGAGCAACUACCUCGUUACAGGCCGGACUCCAUAGCUGCGUUACGACGGGCCACGCGCUUCACAGAACCCGAGCUCAAGAGACUUUACCGAGGUUUCAAAGCAGAAUGUCCGACCGGCGUUGUAAAAGAAGACACCUUCAAACUUAUUUACUCACAGUUCUUCCCCCAAGGAGCUAAUACCGCCCAAUACGCGCACUAUGUAUUCAACACAUUGGACCAAGACAGAAGUGGAUUGUUAAGUUUUGAGGAGUUUGUGACUGGAUUAUCGAUCCUGUCGAGGGGAACUUUGGAAGAAAAGCUGCGAUGGACUUUCUCUUUAUAUGAUAUUAACGGCGACGGUUACAUUACCAAAGAAGAGAUGACAGAAAUUGUUUCAGCGAUAUACGAUCUCAUGGGCAAGAUCGUUGAACCCAUCGUCGAUGACGACGUAGUUAGAGAUAAAGUUGAAAGACUAUUCCAGAAAAUGGAUCUGAAUCGCGAUGGUGUGCUAACAUUGGACGAAUUUCUGGAUUGCUGCCUACGCGACGAAGAAAUUUCCAGAUCAAUGGGUGUCUUUGACAGCAACUUCUGACAACCCGCGACUGGCGCACGACCGGCCCGCCGUGCUCCUUUACCAUACUCAUAAAAAAAACAUAAUAAAUCUAUUUACUUACCUA
Molecule: messenger RNA, 949 nt
Organism: Bombyx mori (domestic silkworm)
Lineage: Eukaryota; Metazoa; Arthropoda; Insecta; Lepidoptera; Bombycidae
Product: Kv channel-interacting protein 1
Exons: 6
Molecular function (GO): calcium ion binding
Source: RefSeq, a predicted model, not a curated record